This is a messenger RNA of Penicillium subrubescens, 909 nucleotides long. RefSeq names its product 3-hydroxyacyl-CoA dehydrogenase family protein. Gene Ontology annotation, biological process: fatty acid metabolic process. The transcript is spliced from 6 exons. The record is from RefSeq and is a predicted model, not a curated record. NCBI's taxonomy places the organism in Eukaryota, Fungi, Ascomycota, Eurotiomycetes, Eurotiales, Aspergillaceae. Bases 1 to 909 code for a protein of 302 amino acids. Gene Ontology annotation, molecular function: NAD+ binding; oxidoreductase activity, acting on the CH-OH group of donors, NAD or NADP as acceptor.
AUGACGAUUGACAUUACUCAAAGGCCCUCCGGGUCUGUGGUCAUUAUCGGUGCUGGAACUCAAGGGAGACGACUUGCAUUCAUGUGGUCGGGAAGAGGUGGCUCUGUUUGUCUUGUCGAUCUCCAGGAGCAGCAAUUGCAAGAUGGUCUAAGUUAUGUGCAUCAGCUUCGCAAUGCAGCAGUCGAUCAUGACAGAAAUUGGGGUGAUGUCACAGUUUCCCAACCUGACUCUCUGGAAUCCAUUCUUCAGGACGCAUGGCUGGUAGUCGAGUGUGUGCCCGAAAAUUGGGCAUUGAAGCAGAAAGUCAUCACUCAGCUUGACAAUUUGGCUCCAGCACAUACGAUUAUUGCUUCCAACUCUAGCAGUUAUGGAAUCUCCGAGAUUAUCGAGGGGCUAGAUCUGAAGCACAAAAACAGGAUAUUGAGCGCACAUUGCUACUGGCCUCCAGAGACAUCAGCAAUCGAAAUCAUGGGACAUCAAAACACUGAUCCUGCCGCAAUUUCCCUACUCUUGGAGCAAUGCAGAGCUCAUGGCUUCUCACCAUUCCAUGUGAAGAAAGACUCUAUUGGUUACAUUUAUAACAGAAUUUGGGCCGCUAUCAAGCGUGAGACGCUACUAGCACUUUCCGAAGGGGUUUGCACACCUCGCGAGAUUGACGCAAUCUUCAAGGAUGUUCUGAAGACACCCAAGGGCCCAUGUGAACAGAUGGAUGUUGUUGGCCUCGACGUGGUGUUGGACAUUGAAAAUCACUACGCCGACUCCCGGGCGGGUAUCCCUGCCGAGCCGAGAGCGUACCUCCAGAACAUGAUUCAGAAUGGGCGCUUAGGUGUCAAGAAUGGGGAAGGCUUUUACAACUACGGUAGCGAGACUACUGAGACCUGCAAUGUGAUGAGUACGCCGAAUCUAUAG